CCCACAUCACAAGAAUGCUCUGCCAAGCCGACAUCCGUCGGUUCCUGCGGCCGGCCGCUGCAUCAGACGAGGCGGAUCUGGAGCCUCAGCAGCACCAUGAGCAGCAGCCAACAGGUAAGACGAUGGCACUGACGACGCAGAAGAGCUGUGAAAUGGACAGAAAAGUUGUCAAUGUUGUGUCGAUGUGUGUGUGUGUGUUUCAGAUUUCAGCAGCCCGGGGGCUCAAGCCAUCGCACAUGAAAUCAUCAGACAGCGAAACCUGGUGAGUCAAACACACACAGCGUUCCUGCACACACAUGGAUCUGUCCAUCUGUCAUCCAUUGUGGUCGUCUCCUGCCCCGGCCAAUGCAUCUCUGUCCGGCAUCCCACCCGAGAAGCUGGCCCACGUGUGUGACCACCUGCCGACACUGGAGGCCGUCCGUCUUUCCCUCCUUAGCAAGACUCUCCAAGACACGUGCCGGUCGCCGUUCGUCAUCCGCCAUCUGAUCAUCACCCCCGCCACCCACCAGAUGUGGCGCAGAGCAUCGCGGGCCGUCCUGCGGCAGCUGCGGUGCCGGCUGACCCACCUGCAGACGGCUGCCAUCACCACAGACGAGGAGGUCUACUCGCGAGGGCCCGAUCAGGAUCGGCCAGGCGAUGAUGCCGCCAGUGACGACGGGCGAGAAGAGGAGGAUGAGCCGCCGCAGGUGGUGGGUGGCAACGAGGAGGCGACGGAGGGACACCGCCGUGCCCUCGGCUAUCGGGCAGUGUACGCCAAGGUGCUCGAGGGUUCGGCGGCAUCGCUCAAGAAGUGUCGACUGGAGGACACGACGAUCACCGCGCCCUUCUCGCCCGACCUGCCGGCCCCCGACAGCCCUCCGAAGGUCACCUUCGGCAAGCUUGAGGAAGUGGUGCUGUGCGGCGCACUGUGGCAAGGCGUCGCCCAUGAUCGGCGAUGGUCCCUCCCCGCCCUCAAGACACUCGUCAUCACCAGCUUUCCCAUUGCGCCCCAGUACCGCAGUACCUGGAUCAAGGCGUCGCCACGGCUCACCCACCUGCAUCCCUGUUUCACCUCAUCCCUGUCGGCCGCCCCUCUCUGACCAACCUGACCUCGCUGGGCUGCAUUCGUCUGAAGGCCAGACACACACCCGCAUCCUGGGAGCCGCUGCUGAGUGUGCUGAAGGCCAAG
Molecule: messenger RNA, 1168 nt
Organism: Vitrella brassicaformis
Lineage: Eukaryota; Vitrellaceae
Source: the annotation of a GenBank genome assembly